Chenopodium quinoa (quinoa) is the source of this 1064-nucleotide messenger RNA. Its product is annotated as protein FAR1-RELATED SEQUENCE 5-like. The transcript has 3 exons. Lineage: Eukaryota; Viridiplantae; Streptophyta; Magnoliopsida; Caryophyllales; Amaranthaceae. Bases 143 to 913 code for a protein of 256 amino acids. The record is from RefSeq and is a predicted model, not a curated record.
UUUUUCCUUUGCUUGAGUUUUUCAACAUCGUUUUCGAUUUUAUCCUAUUUUGUUUUCCAGAUUUUUGAUUUUUAAUGGAUUUUAAUUUCUGGUUGCUUUUUUGCUACAAUUUGUGUUUUUCAAAAUAGGUUUAUGCAUAUUGAUGGAUUUAGAUGGUGUGCAACCUAAUUAUCCUUCUUCCUGUGUUACUCAUUCAGUUGGUGAUAUUUAUCGUACUCUAGAGGUUGUUGGAUCAUUUAGCCCUGGUGGUACCACUAAGGAAUGGAUUCCAAGUGUUCCCGAGGAGUUAAAACCCAGUUUGGGGAUGAUAUUUAAAGAUCCUGAAGAGGGUCUUAGUUUUUAUAAAGCAUAUGCAAAUGCCGCUGGGUUUACUUCUAGGAAAUCUACUACUAAAAGGAAGAAGAAUAACAAAGAUAUAAUUGCUUUUCAAUAUGGAGUUUGCAAUAAGGAAGGUUUUAGGGCAAUAAGAAAACCUAUUGCUCAACAAACAGUUUAUGAAGAAGGAAAAGUUCGUAUUACUAGGAAACGUUUAGUCACUCGUGUAGGAUGCAAUGCUCACAUAUGUAUGAGAUAUGAUGCUGGAAAGUAUGUUGUAACUCAUUUCAAAGAAGAACAUAAUCAUCCUUUAUAUACUCCAAGUUGUGCAAAAUUUCAGAAGGAUAAUAGAAAAAUGCAUAUUAUGCAUAAAAAGUUGAUUGUUGAUAAUUCAAAGGUAAAUGUUGGUCCUGUGAGGUCUUAUACUAUGAUGAAAGAAUUAGCUGGAUCACAUGAUAAUGUUGGUGCAUCUAAACAAGAUUUCAAAAAUUUUUAUAGAGAUUUGAAGGCUUUUAUUGAUGGAUCAGAUGCCCAAAUGUUUGUGGAUAAUUUUCAAAAUAAGAAAUUGCUCUGGAGUGCAUUUUUUUUUUUCCUAUGAUGUUGAUGAAGAAGAUAGACUUUGUAGAGCUUUAUGGGCUGAUCCAAUCUGUCGAAAAAAUUAUGCACUUUUUGGUGAUAUGGUUUCUUUUGAUACCACAUUCAAAACAAACAGGUGAUGUUUUAAAUAUAAAUUUACCUCUAUGUUCUAA